Molecule: messenger RNA, 1852 nt
Organism: Coregonus clupeaformis (lake whitefish)
Lineage: Eukaryota; Metazoa; Chordata; Actinopteri; Salmoniformes; Salmonidae
Product: piggyBac transposable element-derived protein 4-like
Exons: 1
Coding region: 1-1533 (510 amino acids)
Source: RefSeq, a predicted model, not a curated record
AUGGAAGAAGUGUCAGAAGUGGAGGACAUCAUCUAUUAUGAUGAAGACGAAGAAUCAACAGAUGAGGUAGAAUCUGAGGAAGAGGACCCAGCUGAGAUGGAAGAAUAUUUCCAGUCAAAGGAUGAAACAUUGAUCUGGUCUUCCAUCCCUCCCAGUGACCGACGACGCAUGUUGACAGCAGAGAGAGAUACAAGCCACCAUGGUCCAACUGCAUAUGCAAGGUCUCGGAUUGAUGACAUAAAGUCCACUUUUGACCUGUUUCUGCCAAAGCCUAUUGAAGACGCAGUGCUGAGCAUGACAAACAAGGAGGGGCAACGCGUUUAUGGCAACAAGUGGAGAAAGAUGGAUCAAAUGGAUUUGCAGGCAUAUGUGGGUGUGUUGAUUCUUGCUGGCGUGUACCGAUCUAGUAAGGAAGCUACAUCUAGUUUAUGGCAUGCCGAGUCUGGUAGGACAAUUUUCCGUGCUACCAUGACACUCAAGAUGUUUCAUAAAAUCUCAAGAGUGAUUAGAUUUGAUGAUAAAGCCACAAGAGAAAAUCGCCGUGCACGAGACAAACUUGCUCCCAUUCGAGAUGUAUGGGACAAGUGGGUGUCUCUCCUGCCGUUGAUGUACGAUCCAGGUACUGAUGUGACUGUGGAUGAGCGCCUGGUCCCCUUCAGAGGUCGCUGUCCAUUCAAACAGUACAUCCCGAGUAAACCAGGGAAAUAUGGGAUAAAAAUAUGGGUAGCAUGCGAUGCCAGGUCUAGCUAUGCAUGGAACAUGCAGGUAUACACUGGCAAACCGGCUGGUGCGCAGUCAGAAAAAAAUCAGGGCAUGAGAGUUGUCCUUGACAUGACAGAAGGUCUCCGGGGGAAAACAAUCACCUGUGACAACUUUUUUACUUCACAUGCUCUUGGCUUGCAGCUGCUGAAAAGAAAGCUGUACAUGGUGGGAACAGUACGGAGGAAUAAGCCUGAGCUUCCCCCUGCUCUGGUGUCAAAAAAGGACCGGGCACGGUUCUCACCGAAGUUUGCCUUCACCGAGACCCAUGCUCUAGUGUCAUAUCACCCCAAAAAACAGAAAAAUGUUCUUCUGAUGAGCACUCUGCAUCGGGAUGCUGCUGUGAGCAACAGGGAUGACAAAAGGCCCAAAAUCAUUGAAGAUUACAAUCACAACAAAGGUGGUGUUGAUAUCCUUGACAAAGUUACCAGUGUGUACACGUGCAAAAGAAUGACAGCCCGUUGGCCACUCGUUGUCUUCUACAACAUUCUCGACGUGUCUGCAUACAACUAUUUUGUCCUAUGGUCUGAAAUCAAGCCAGCCUGGAAUCAGGGAAAGUACAACAAGAGAAGGCUCUUCAUGGAGGAGCUUGGGCGACAACUGGUGAUACCUCACAUCAAGCGACGCAAGGUUAUUCCCCGCACGUCAGCCGCUGUCAAAUUGGUUAAGAAGAUCCAGCAGGUCUCCUCCAGCUCUACCUCUGCAGCAGCUCCCCCCUCUCCCAGUUCCCUCAUGCCGACCAGCCCUUCCUCGCCCAUUACCCAAAAGGAGUAGGUGCAAAUUCUGCCCUCGCCGAAGUGAUUUCAAAACAUCCAAAAUGUGCCAAAAAUGCAAUGCAUACAUCUGCAAAGAUCACGCCAUUACUACCUGCCUCGCAUGCAACUGAGGGCUCAUUCAGACUAAAAAGUUAGGUUUUGAAGUUGAAAAUGUUUUGGAAAUGAAUUAUAACAUGUGUUAUAUGUCAGGUAAUAGGUUGGAAUAAAGUUGACUGAAAAGUUGAAACAGAGAAGUGAUUGUAAAUGUAUACUGUAUGCUUUAUAAACAGUCAAACCAGGCGGGGUCAUUUUUGACCCCAGAGGACAAAAGGUGUGAU